Messenger RNA from Dermacentor silvarum, 1062 nucleotides. RefSeq names its product potassium channel subfamily K member 12. Gene Ontology annotation, cellular component: membrane. The record is from RefSeq and is a predicted model, not a curated record. Gene Ontology annotation, biological process: stabilization of membrane potential; potassium ion transmembrane transport. Lineage: Eukaryota; Metazoa; Arthropoda; Arachnida; Ixodida; Ixodidae. The coding region runs from base 1 to 1062 and encodes 353 amino acids. The transcript has 4 exons. Gene Ontology annotation, molecular function: potassium ion leak channel activity.
AUGACGACGCCCUGUACGUGGGCGGGCCGCAGCUUGGUGCUGGCGUACGGCUUUCUGGGCUGCUCGGGCGCCAUCCUCUUCUUCAACCUGUUCCUGGAGCGCAUCAUCACGCUGCUAGCGUGCCUGCUCAAGGCUUUGCACGAGAGGGACCUGCGAAGGCGAGGGCUGCUCGACCGGAGAGACUCGCAGCUGUCUUUCGACGACCGGCUGGACGACUGGAAGCCCUCGGUGUACUGGGUGAUGCUGUGCCUGUUCGUGGCCACCGCACUGCUCUCAGCCUCAGCGUCGGUGCUUUACGCGCGCACCGAGCAGUGGGGAUACUUGGAGUCGUUCUACUUCUGCUUCGUCGCCUUCUCAACCAUCGGCUUCGGAGACCUGGUGCCCGGGCAGAAGCUCUCUUUCAGGGCGGACUCCGCGACUGCAAACGUCACUACCGAGGACGACGAUGACGUCUCCAGUGAGGCCGAGGCCACCGAUGCCUCUGGACUUCUGGAGCUGCAGGUGACGAGCUGGUACCACGUGGCAAACUUCCUCAUCUUAUCAGCGGGUUGCUGCUGUAUCUACAGCCUCUUCAACGUCACCUCCAUUGUCAUCAAGCAAUUUCUCAACUGGCUUAUCCGCAGGCUCGACUGCUCCUGCAGACUAAGGCGCAAGACGGGACAGAAACCAACCAGGUACCGACGCAACGCCUUGACACCCGCUCAACUUCGCGUGCAAGCCAAAGCCGCGGCCAGGAGCGGCGUCAAGUCGUCCCGGAGGUCGUCCGGAAAGACGGCUAAUGACACGACUGCGGCCGCGGACUCCGACUCGGACGCCGACUCAACGUACGACUCGGACAACGAGCGAGGCCACACUGGCGAGCUGAUUUGCAUGUCGGACCUGCUCAGGGCCAACAAGGUCUCCCUGGCCAUCAUGCAGAAGCAGCUGUACGAGACAGCGCAGCGGGGUGGCGCUCCCAUGCUGCUACCGCCCAGGUCGCUGCAGGACAGGGACGCAUUCAAGCCGGGCUCGGUCGGUCCCCUGGCCAUAGUGUCCCAAAAGUUUGGUGACGGAAACGUGUGA